Molecule: messenger RNA, 237 nt
Organism: Heterostelium album PN500
Lineage: Eukaryota; Evosea; Eumycetozoa; Acytosteliales; Acytosteliaceae
Exons: 3
Coding region: 1-237 (78 amino acids)
Source: RefSeq, a predicted model, not a curated record
AUGAGAGUAAAUAAACAAUCAUAUAAUAGUAGUAGUUCAGAAUAUAAUACAGCUAUACCAGAUACAACAGAUCUCUAUUCUACAGAGACAAUAAAGAAAUCAAUAUCAGCUUAUGUUCUACCUGAACAACAUAGUAAUUCUACGUCGUCAUUACUAUUAGAUAUAAAUACAACAAGUCAAAAUGAUUAUUCAAGAUUAUUAUCAUAUGAAUUCAUAGCAAUAGUAGAACAAUCCUAA